This is a messenger RNA of Schizophyllum commune H4-8, 5466 nucleotides long. RefSeq lists its product as uncharacterized. The record is from RefSeq and is a predicted model, not a curated record. Gene Ontology annotation, cellular component: endosome; trans-Golgi network. NCBI's taxonomy places the organism in Eukaryota, Fungi, Basidiomycota, Agaricomycetes, Agaricales, Schizophyllaceae. Gene Ontology annotation, biological process: Golgi to endosome transport. Bases 72 to 5366 code for a protein of 1764 amino acids. The transcript has 19 exons.
UGACACUGAUUAUUCCCAUCCGCGUGCUGACGAGCGCUAUCCAUAUCCUCGAAUGCGUCCACACAAAUAAUAUGCCCUUCACCCCAGUUGUCGCGCAGCAGGCGUUCGCGACGGACCCGAAGUACAAGAAGUACACACAGCAGGUCGACAAGUGCCUGAACUCAUUCGAUAAUGUGCACGAGUGGGCAGACUGCAUUGCGUUCUUGAAGCAACUGCUCAAGACCUUCCAAACGUACAACCAGUUCAAGGAGAUCCCCCGCAAGGUGAUCGUGGCGAAGCGUCUGGCGCAAUGUUUGAAUCCCGCCCUCCCAAAUGGUGUACACCAACGCGCGCUGGACGUGUAUUCGCAUAUACUGGCUGUAUUAGGAUCUGAAGGUCUGAGGCGCGAUCUACCUCUCUGGUCCAUGGGCUUGUUCCCCUUCUUCGAAUACGCCGCAACUUCAGUCAAGCCCACACUAUUGAACCUCUAUGAUGUGCAUUAUCUCCCCCUUCAAGGCGCGCUUCGCCCCGUCACGAAAUCCUUCAUCUUAGCCCUCCUCCCUGGCUUGGAAGAGGAGACAGGCGAGUUCUUCGAGAAGGUCAUCAGCCUUCUUGAUCGCCUCUCCGGGACCGUCUCCCCCUCAUUCUUCUUUCAGAACAUAUGGCUCGUCAUGCUCACGUCUCCCGCAUCCCGCGGGACGUCUCUCAACUUCCUCGCACGCCGCCUCCCUAAAUUCGAUACCCAGGAAGACAUGACACACGUCGUUGGUCGUGAUAUAGGGCUGAUGAUUCGCGCUUUCGCCGCUGCGCUGGAAGACGACAACCUCCUCGUCCGCCGCGGUGCCCUCGACCUGCUGCUACAGUCCAUGAAGAUUGACUCUGUCGCCGUUACGCGCGCGCAGCCCGCAGACCGAGCGAUCCUCAUGCGCGCGGCCGUAUCCGUAGUCCUGCGUCGGGACCUUGCUCUGAACCGAAGGCUGUAUACGUGGCUUCUGGGUUCGGACGAGAAGAGUGAGACGCAGAUUGCACACUACAAGGAGCAUGCGCUUGGGCUGUUGCGACAGACGCUGAAAGAAGAUAUGGAUGCGCCCUCUGGCGAAUACCCAGAGUCACGCCCAUUCAAGAUUUUCAUCUCGCUCUUGGACAAAUGGGAGGUCGGCGCGCCGCUUACGGAGACGCUCGUCUACGAUGCUCUUCUGGACCUGAAGCGGUUGAUGCAAGCCUCGCACGACCCGUCGAGUGACAUUGCCAUGACAGCAAGCACGCUGUACGAGGCUGUCGAGCCUCAGAUUCUGUGCAAGCAACUACUGGGUAGCAUCACGUCCGAGAUAAUCGGGGACGGCAAGAAAACUGAGGCCAUUCAACUCACCGUCUUCGUCCUGAAGUCGUUCGCGCAGGACGAGGAGAUGCAAAGAAUUCAUUUGCCGAUUUUCUUUGCCGCGAUCGUCGACGUUAUACAUAUACACCUGCAAGAGCACCACAGCAAGGCGUCGUCCCCGGCAGUACGCGAAGCAAUGCUUCUCCUUGAAGAAAUGAUGCAGCAUAUUGCGCAUAAUUCCUUGUUGAGCCGGCCUGAGUUAGGCGACACUAUGCAAGAAGCGAGCGUUACGGAACGCCCAUAUACCUACGCAUGCACCUUCUACGGCACCCAAGCGGCGUUCACUGUUCCCGAAACAUUAGCAGAGUUCAUCUCACCGUUCGCAUCGGUGUUCGGUAGCUUCACGGCACUGACUGAGCACUUGGCCAAAUCGGCGUCGUCGGAGGUGGCGCGUGAGGUAUAUUCGCGGAUGCUGCUCAUGUUGGACGAGCUCCUCGAGUUCCUCUCUGGGCCGACAAAGGUUUCGUGGAACCCGGGCGAAUGGCUUUCUGUGGCCUUGCACGUCCUCGAGCAAGAGUCAGCGAACUUCACCAUAGUCGACCGGACGGUCACCCUGAUUGCGUCGCUGUGCCAUGCGCAGACAUUGGAGCCCACUAUCAACAUCGACUCGCGCCCAGUCAUGUUCAAGCUGAUGUCGAAGCUGCUGCGCUACCUGCGAAACGAUUGCGCGGUUUACCAUGUUCGGACUGUCAGCCUCAUCUGGGCGCUCGACGAGAUCGCGCCUGGGUCGCACAUCGAGUCCAUCAUCGCGCAAACGAUGACUUCGCCUCAAAACAGGAAUGUGCAGGAGGCGUACGAAGCCUUCGGAAUACUAUGGCGCUUGACUGACGACUCCCUGCUACCCGGAUUCCGCUUCAAGGUGCCCAUGAUGAUCGUCCUCGAGACGCUCAAAAGCGACGACCCCUCCCUUCGGCGAAUCGGCGAGACGUGGAUGCGCUGUAGCCUCAAGUCGUAUCUGCGCGUACUCGAUCCCAUACUGUUCGAUAUUCUGGACCCAGGCAUCCGUCGCAGCCCGUCGCUGACGAAGAUCCACGGAAAGGAGCUGCAAAGCUUCAUGUACGAGCGGCCCUUCGACCAGCGGUACAUCCAGCAUCUCCUCGACCUCCUGCUCGGCGUCAUGCGCUUCGGAGGCCAAGGCUUCGCGAAGACGGUGCGGACGACGCCGGUCAGGCGUACGCCUAAUGCGGACUUGAUUGCAAGACUGGAGAAGAGCGGGGGUGACGCGGAUACCUCGUACGCUGAUGUGCUUAUCGAGAACUUCCUGCGACUAUUGCAAGCGGAGCCCAAGAAGUCCCUCAUACCAUCGAUGCAGACCUUCAACGUUGCCAUACAGUCGACCGCCGUGGAUCUCCUACAAGGCAUCAUUUCCAGAGGCGAUAUCGACCCCUUGUUUGUUGGCGUGGUCGAGGCCGCCGUCAUUGGAAAGUUGUUCUUCUGCGUGCAUGCCUCCCGGCUCGACUUGCAAAACAAACUAUUGCAUCUUCUUCAUUCGUUGGUUUCUGCAGCAAUCACUCCCGUGCAACCUAGAAAAGCGCCAUCGAUAGUACAAGGUCACAGCCGCGGAACGGACUACAACGCAAGCAUGUCUGCGAUGAGCCAUACGGAGUCUGAGGAAACCGCGGCCUAUUCCGUCAACCCGCUGUUCAUCCAAACGCUAGUUGACGGCAUUAGCAUGCCAAGCAAUCGCCCUAUCCUCCAGCAUUGGCUCGACUUCAUCUUGAUGGCGGUGCCGGCUUUUCAGCCGGCGCUGCAAGUUGUCGUCAACCCUUUGAACGAAUGCCUGUGCCGACAACUCAGCGGAUCUAUACGCGACGUUCUGGAUGCUGCUGCGAGGGGAAAGAACUUCGCCUUUGACGCCUUGUCUUCGUCGACGGACGCCGAAAUCGUCAUGCUGCUGAACGGACUGGAGCGCUUGGUGCUCCUGAGCUUGGCCUACAUGUCGGAACCCAACUCAGCAGAGGACGAUGGGAUGUCGCCGGAGAAGCCGACACAGGAGAGUGGCGGCGGUCUUCUGGGUUAUGUCUCUGGCGUCUUCAGCUCGGAUUCAGCGAACGCUGGUGCAGACGAGCAGCUCACGACGCAAUCACCUGGCUACCGUGCCCUUCGCGAGGCAGUUCGCGUUCUUCAUCAGUUGUGGUCAAACUUCGUCUGGUCGCAACCUGAGCAUCCAUCGUCGACAGAUGACUCGCUCUCCCUCAUCUACACUCGCACAAGAUUACGUUGUCGACGCGUGCUAGAGCAUCUGUACCGCGUUUACCCUGUUGAGGUCUUCGAGUCGAUUGUCGAAUGCUGGAUGCGGGAACGAGAAACGGAUGAUCCCACGAUGGAGCUCGUCGACGUCCUGUUUACUAGCGCACAGAAUGUAGUGUCUAUGAUCUGCGAUAGCAUAGCUACGCGCGUCACGAUGGCUUCGGACAAAGCAAGGAGAGCCGCGAGCAACCCUGCGGUUACCGACGCUGUCUUAUUCAAGUUCCUCGAACAGUACCUAGAACGAUUAGAAGGUCCUCUGGUGCUGCAGGUUUGGGGUCGCUACGUUCAGCUCGUCAAGGACAUCACGGGUAGCUCCAAGGAGUUCAAGCCUCAACAUUACCCUGGCCUUAGGUGUAUCACGGUACUUGCGGACAAGCUCACGCAAACGACCGCGAUGGAAGAUCGCCGCGUUCGCAAAGAGCUGCAAGACUGCUUGGGCAAGCUCUUGGACUCGAAUGUCAUGUACGUCGGCCGCUCGUACGACUCGGGCUCCUGGAUACGGCGAUCGACGAAGGACACUUUGGGCACCGCGGGCAGGGAGUCACCUCGACCUGACGCGAAGAUCGACGAAAAAGCCAAUGCUAGCACAGUUUCAUUGAACAAUGAGAUGACCAAAGUGACAGCGCCUAACGAGCUUAUUGUAGAGAUCACUCAAUAUCUCGCAUCGACCGCUCUUCCUAACCUUCGCCGGUAUCUGCUGGACAACGACAAGGUCGUCAGUGCUUGCAACAAUAUCACGUACUACAUCGUCAGCCCGGCCACAAAGGGAAGAGCAAGGCCUAUGGAAGUCGAGGACCCCAUCAUCGCGAUCAUACAAGAAAUGUCGCACAUCCCAGCUGCACUCAAGCUAUGGCGCGCACCGGUUGUGGAGCUGUUCAACGACAAUCGCUUCUUCAGCUCCUCGGUCGAGACAGCGGAGAAGUGGAAGCCUAUCGUCAAGUCGCUCUUCCACUCAGACAAGGCGGCGUUCCCAGAGCUGUUGUCCAAGCUCGCUGUCGCACCAUCCGCGAACAUCUUUACGAACAAGGAGUACGAGCUCUUGUUGCGCUCGCUACAGCUGCGCCGACUAUCCUUCGCUCUCUUCUGUGGUGACAAGAACGGCUUCAUCACGCAGCUGCCAACCAUACAGGAGAAGCUCGUCGAGACGCUCAAGAACGUAACAGCGCCCAUAGUGCAGAGCGAAGUGUACCUCUGCGUCCGGGUCUUGUUGUGCAGGCUGUCGCCUCACAACUUGACGAGCUUCUGGCCCGUACUGCUAACCGAGUUGUACCGGUUGUUCGAGUCAGUGAUGCUCAACUUGCCACCUGACGGUUCGGACGACCUACCAUUGCUCCUCGCCGCUUGCAAGUGCCUCGAUCUGCUCGUCACCUUGCAAACGGAAGAGUUCCAGAUCCACGAAUGGAUGUUCAUCACGGACACCGUCGACGCUGUCUACCGACCCGACGACGCUUUCCCCGAAGCCAUGAUGGACCAACUCGCUGAGAUCGCAGGCGCACUACCUGCCGCGACAACAGGUUCCGUCGGCAACGGUUUCUUCAGCCCCGCCGGCGUCACAUCCUUCAAUGCCUCCCGCCCUCUACGACGCCCAUUCCUCGCCAACAUACGGCAAAUCGAAAGCGUGCGCGACUUGGUGCCUUUCUUCUCAAACGUGUCGAUGGCGUCGUAUGAGAGCCUCUAUGCGAGCAACGGCGCCAUCGACUGGGAGGCUGUGCAGAAGAGCCUGAUGGAGGAUAUGUUUGACGGGCACGGCACUCAAUGAGGCGGACUUGUUGUCAAGUAGGAGUCAGUAGUGGUGAUAUACCAGCGGCGUUUGGCUUCGUUGCACCCCCUGUUCGUUGUUUACUCAUCUUCAUGUAGCC